This is a messenger RNA of Helobdella robusta, 1963 nucleotides long. RefSeq lists its product as hypothetical. Bases 143 to 1780 code for a protein of 545 amino acids. The record is from RefSeq and is a predicted model, not a curated record. The transcript has 13 exons. Gene Ontology annotation, cellular component: Set1C/COMPASS complex. NCBI's taxonomy places the organism in Eukaryota, Metazoa, Annelida, Clitellata, Rhynchobdellida, Glossiphoniidae. Gene Ontology annotation, molecular function: transcription cis-regulatory region binding; protein binding.
AUCAACCACCUAAUACUGCUCGCACCUCUUUUUUUUUAAUAUUUUUGCGUUUUAAUAUUUUCGUGCUUUUAAAUGAAAAUUGUGGAUGCAUUUAAAUUAUUUUAGUUUAUAAUUCAUAUAAAUAUAAAAAUUAAAGCCUGAAAUGGAGCCCAUCGAAGCCAAGGUGUGCACGGAGUCUGCUGCUGAUGAUGUCCCUUCUGCUGUUGGUGCUGGUGGGUCGACUUUGCUACCAGCAAAUCCGGAGGACAAGACGUGUUACUGUGGCAGAGAUAGGAACUUGAAUAUUUGUGAAUUUCAGUGUGGUAUGUGUCUGAGGUAUUACCAUGAGACAUGCGUAUCUUGUUACAAUAGAGAUUGUGUACCAUUCAUGACAAACUACCAGUUCUUCUGUAAAAGGUGCAGCAUGCAGGAGAGUUUAAUGAAAAGGCAAGCUAGUUUUGGUCAGAUGUGUUUGACUGCCAUCGCAAACCUUAUGCAGAAGAAUAAAGGGAAGACUAUGUUUUCCAAAGAUGCUGACAUUAUUCCAUACAUAGAGACCAACUGGGAACUGUUAACAUCCAGUCCACGAAGAGUCAAGAACACUUGGCAUUCUUCUAUUUCUAAGACUAUGUUGAAAGAUCCCAGCAUAUUCACCACAAAGGAAGGUGGUGCCGAUACUACUUUUGGAUUAGUCAAUGAGGAUCUGAGUAAAAUAGGACCAAACUGUGAAAGCCUGUUGAGACUGUUGUGCAAUCGUCCUGUUGAGACAAAAACUCAAGUGCAAACUGAAGCUACGAGAGGUAGGCUGGCAAAGAGAAAAACUCCAGGUGAACAUCAUUACGUUGUUGGCUCCAAACAGAAGAAAAGUGAAAUGACAUCAACGAUGAGACUGGCCCCAAGUUGUUAUCCAGCUGAGCAUCCAUUCAACAAAGAUGGCUACCGGUACCACUUGGCAGAGCCCGACCCCCACGCUCCUAAUUGGCAGAUAUUCGACGAGAGUCCAGAGUGGGCUGGCAAGCCAAUACCUGGCUACUUGUAUCGCAUGAAUCUAGAAGCUAAUGUGUUAUUGUCGUUGAAUGAUCGAGCCCCCCAGUUGAAGGUCAGUGAUGAUAGAUUGACAGUGACAGGGGAGAAGGGCUACAGUAUGAUUCGGGCCAACCACGGAGUGAAUGAAGGCAGCUGGUUUUACGAGGUGAAGAUUGACGACAUGCCCGCCGAUUCUGCGACUAGGAUAGGAUGGUCACAAAGUUUAGGGAACCUACAGGCACCUUGCGGAUAUGACAAGUUCAGUUAUUCGUGGAGGUCAAAGAAAGGGACAAUAUUCCACCAGAGUCGUGGGAAGCAUUACUGUGACUCAGGUUACAGAGAGGAUGAUCUACUGGGCUUCCUCAUUCGUCUGCCUCGCCAGGCGGAUGAGUGUCAUCUUCAACUCUUGCCACCUCAAUACAAAGAGAAGCCUCUAGUAAAGUUCAAAAGCCAUUUGUACUAUGAAGAGAAAGAUUUGGUUGCAGAAACUGAAAGCAAACUGAAACCUGCUGCUGGCAGUCAGAUUAUUAUGUUUCUCAACGGCAAGUGUCAAGGCAUCGCAUACGAAGAUAUUAACAAGGGUAUCUACUUUCCCGCCAUCUCAUCCUACAAGAAUGCCACAGUGUCAGUUAAUUUUGGACCGAAGUUCAAAUACCCGCCCAAAGAUUACCAAUACAGACCUAUGUGCCAGGCGACGGAGGCAUCGGCAGUACAGCAUGCCCUCGGAGACAUCUUGUACCACGUCGAACACGAGGGGCAAACAUUGGAAAUCUGAUGAUUUUAAUCAAUUUCUUUUAAUACUCUCAUUUCUAUAUUUUUCAAAACUGUUUGCUAAUUAUAAUAUAUUGAUUUUAAUGCAACAAAGGAAGUACUGUUGCGGUAAAUUUCAGUACUGAAAUUUGAUUUUUAAAAUUUCUAAUUUUUUUUUUUAUAGAAAAAAACGUCUUACAGCAAAAAU